Messenger RNA from Globicephala melas (long-finned pilot whale), 1227 nucleotides. It is a transcript of the gene TMEM176B, whose product is annotated as transmembrane protein 176B. Gene Ontology annotation, cellular component: membrane. Gene Ontology annotation, biological process: negative regulation of dendritic cell differentiation. The record is from RefSeq and is a predicted model, not a curated record. NCBI's taxonomy places the organism in Eukaryota, Metazoa, Chordata, Mammalia, Artiodactyla, Delphinidae.
GAAGUCAAGACGCUGAAGGUCAAACCCUCAUCACUCCACCCCUUCCUUCUGCUCUCUCCCACCCACUGCCGGGUGCCUCAGCUCUGGGCAGCUCUGCUCCACUCGGCCGCUGGUUCCCAGAGGACAGCAGGAAGAUCUGGCCAGAAUCCCGGCUGGGCUUCCUUGUGUGUCUGCGAACAGGUCUGAACCUCCUUGCACGUCUGCAGAAUCGUCAAACACCCGUCCUUUAUACUGCACGGAGGCCAGCAGGCAGGAUGACCCAAAACAUGCUGGCUGUGAAUGGAGUCGAUGUGGUCUCUCCGCUGUCCCAGCCCACUCACAUCGACAUCCACAUCCAUCAGGAAUCUGCUUUGGCACAACUGCUAAAAGCUGGGAGCUCCUUGAUGGAGCGCCUGUCCCACCAUCCUGCCAAGGCCAGCAUAAGCUACGGACAGCUGGCAGUAGGGGUGACCCAGAUAUUGCUGGGGGCUAUGAGCUGUGCUCUUGGAGGGCUUCUCUGCUUGGGGCCCUGGAUUCAGCUGCGUGCCUCAGGCUGUGCCUUUUGGGCAGGGUUUGUGGCCAUUGCAGCAGGAGUUGGGGCCAUUGUCCAUGAGAAACACUGCGGCAAACUUUCAGGCUUCAUAUCAAGUCUGCUCACCCUGGCUGGCAUUGCCACGGCCGUGGCCGCCGUUGUCUUCUGUGUGAAUAGUUUAACCUGGGGACUUGUCUUCUAUGACAUCAGCUCCGUGUGUGAUUCCUUAAUCCCUGACACCUCCACCUUUGGGUACGAAGAGACUAGACGAAGCGAUUCCUAUUCAUCGUGGAGGGAGGAGCGCUGCAGAAGCUACAUGCAAAUGCUGAUGGAUUUGUUCCUAGGAAUCCGUGGUCUGCUCCUGGCCGUCUGUGUCCUGCAGGUCAUUGUAUCCUUGGCUUCCCUGGGCAUGGGUCUCCGACGCUUCUGUGGCCAGAGCUCCCGGGCCCUGGAUGAAGAAGGGUCAGAGAAGAAGCUGUGGGGGGAGAAUUCAGUGCCUCCCUCUCCCCACAAGAAGAAGAGCACAGCUGUUGUCCUGUGAGCAGCCAAAGACCCUGCCUGGACCCUGCAUGUCCCCCCAGAGUAGCCCAGGGCCCCUCACUGCCCCGUCCCUCACACUCGCUUCCUUAGGCUGCCCCUCCUCUCGCCAACACCCUCACCCGCUAUUCCCACUCCAGGGUCCUCAGUUCAGUGAACAGGUAUUGUCACAUUUUUCC